GAUGACGGCAACGAGCUGGCGGAGUCUACAGUCACCGUCAGUGCCCAGAUGAACGACAGCGACCUGUAUGAAGUGUAUGCUCUCGCCAAGAAGCACUGGAGAAGAAGAGCUGACAUACUUCCGUGGCGACGCAGAUACAAAGGAAAAGGCAAGGGCAAGAAAGGGGUCAGGUUUCAGAGGAACAGCGGGUGGUCUUUUCUUUCGGAAGCAGGGGGCGGAGCUCUUUGUCCAGGGUGCACUUGGAACACUCAGGAGUACUACAAGGGCACGGGCAAAGGCGAGCAGACCAACCCGAGAGGCGCGAACGGACAGCCAUUUCGAUGCGAUCUGUGCAAUAGCGAGAAGCAUCUAUGGAGGAAGUGCGACGCUCCGGGAGCUGACGAUUACCGACGGAAGCGGGCUACCUCAGGUGGAACGGGAUAUGUGACGACAGAAGGAAAUCUGAGCACUGGGGGCGCCCAACCAGCUUCGAGCUUUUCUAGCGCAUUGCAGCGCUGGCAGCAGCUCACGGGACAACCGGCAGCGUCUACCGCGACCAGACACUUCUUUGCCAUGCCGAGCAGCGUGGAGCCGCAAGUGGACGUGUCCAAGGAUGGCGAGAAGGAGUACGAGGACAGCUACUACCCGGACGUGAAGGAGGAGGGCUCGCGCCUGUGCGAGUCGCAUGCGCGGCCAGACCUCCAGGUGGAGGCCCGCCGUGACUGUGCUUCGACCACUUCCUGGGACUUGCUCUCGACUCCCUCUGAGCUCGUGGACAUCGGCAGCGAGACGAUUCAGAUGAUUGAACAGGCGAAGGCUCGUAUCAUGGAUGACCCAGACCCAGAUGUAACUCUUGAAGAACCUCAGCUCACCAGUGAGCAGGUCGAUCCAGGAAACAAGCCCGCUGGAUUGAAGUGGUUCGUGGGUCCCGUGUUCGAGCGAUAUGAUGAGGCACGCCAGGUAUUUCUCGAGGCGACCAGGAUCGACGGCAAGGAGUGCCUGCUGAGAGAUCCUGGUGCGUACGACAACCUCGUUGGUGAUAGAUGGAUUAUGCGAAUGGGAACUCUAGCGAAAAGGGCAUUCUUGGAACCGACGCAGUACCUGAUGGAUCAGUCGAUCGGGGUUGAAGGAGUCGGUACCAAUGCGCAGAUUGCCAAGGAGGAGGUGAAGAUGCCAGGUGCAGCUAAGGACGAGCGAGGUAAUGUGCAUCAGAUAAGCUACAAGGCCCCGGUGGUUCCUGAUUCAGAUAUUCCCGCUCUCUGGGGAAAACGUAGUUUGAAGCACAACCGAGCGGUGGUUGACAUGAUAAACAACAAGCUGUACCUGUGUGGCCCUGGAAGAGUGCAGUUCACGCCACCGCCGGGGACGCUCACCUUCAAUCUCGAGGACCCAGAGAUCAUAGUGAUUGACGAGGACAAUGGCAACCCGAUCCGCACGAAGCUGCUGGGUCAAGCCAACAUCAAGUAC
Molecule: messenger RNA, 1446 nt
Organism: Prorocentrum cordatum
Lineage: Eukaryota; Dinophyceae; Prorocentrales; Prorocentraceae
Source: the annotation of a GenBank genome assembly